Temnothorax curvispinosus is the source of this 2465-nucleotide messenger RNA. Its product is annotated as probable cytosolic oligopeptidase A. The record is from RefSeq and is a predicted model, not a curated record. The transcript is spliced from 11 exons. Gene Ontology annotation, biological process: proteolysis; peptide metabolic process. NCBI's taxonomy places the organism in Eukaryota, Metazoa, Arthropoda, Insecta, Hymenoptera, Formicidae. The coding region runs from base 107 to 2293 and encodes 728 amino acids. Gene Ontology annotation, molecular function: metalloendopeptidase activity.
GAUGUAUCGAUGCAGUCGCAGCGGAUUUUAGGUUGGAUAACCCUUUUCAAUUAGUUCGCGAUGAGUUUUUGACGUUAUUUGAAAGGAAAUUGUCUUCGCGUGUAAAAUGGCAGUGUCCUUUCUUGGAAGAGGAGUCGCUCUGACGCGACGGAAUUUCCUAAAAAUUCCGAAGCGACACGGAUAUAUAGUCCUACUUCCAGAAAUAGGCGAAGAAUCGUCGGAAAAAAAUCCUUUAUUGAAGGAUGACCAUCUACCAGAAUUUAACACAAUCACAAUUGAAAAGUGUACAGCAGCUAUUGGAAAACAAACCGUGGAAUUUGAAGAGAAGAUGAAAAGUUUGGAGAAAGUUGUAGAUACGACAAACGAUUUAGAUGUAUUCAGUGAUUGGUUACAUCCAAUCGAGGAAGCAUAUCUCCCUCUAGAGACCACUUGGGGCAUAGCAAAGACUUUGUACUUUGGCAAUCAGAGUUUGAUGCCGACAAAAUGUUACGUGGGUAUUCACGAACGUGCCAUGAGGGCCGUGGCUAGCAAAUUUGGCAGUGCGCCACUCUUUAAAGCAUGCAAGGAAGCGCUGGACAAUAAGAAUAUCAGACUGACACAUUCGCAGAGGAGAGUACUUACAAAGUAUGUGCUGGAGGGGACUUUGAAUGGCCUGGAGCUGCAGGAUAAAGAAUUCGAGAAGUAUACAGACGACUUGAACUAUAUCUUGUCGAAAAUCAAAGAGUACAAGCCAAAAUACGAGAGUGCUACAGCCGUGUAUAAUAUGACAAUACAUAACAAACACGUUGUGGAGGAUUUUCCAGAGGACUACCUCAAGUCUAUCGCGAUGAAUCCUAGGGAACCUUACACAGGUCCUUGGAUGAUCACUUUGAAGCCAUAUAUCCUGCAACCGUUUAUGGAGUACUGCCCUGAUCGUGAAUUAAGGGCGUCGAUUUGGGAUGCUGAUGUCACCCGGUGUUCUAAUUAUCAGGAAAGGUCUGUUCAAGCUAGCGUGACGUUAGAGGAACUCCGAUCAAGAAGAAUCGAGCAGGCGCAACGCUUGGGAUUCAAAAAUUACGCAGAGAUGAGCAUGGAGACAAAGAUGGCCGGCAAUCUGGAGAAUCUGCACAACACAAUAGAAACUCUUCUGAAUACUGCGUUUCCUGCUCAGGAACAAGAAGUCGCAAAUUUAACCGAGUUUGCAAGAGAGAGAGAUUUCAAUGAUACUCUAAGGGUAUGGGAUAUUGCAUAUUGGGGUAGAAAACAACGUCGCAGUAUGUACAACUGCGACGAAAACAAAUGGAGAGAGUAUUUCCCGCUACCGACCGUUCUAUCGGGCCUCUUCGAGCACAUCGAGACGCUCUUCAACGUGAAAAUCGUUGAAAGCAAGAAAGCGGAUAUCUGGCAUAAGGACGUACGGUUCUUUGACAUAUUCGACUUGAACGGAUCUAGCGCGGCGCCCAUUGCGAAUUUUUACCUAGAUCCCUACGCCAGAGGAAGGGAGAAGUUCCGCAAGGAAGAGGACUCCGGAUGGGUAUCCAUAAUUAAGAGCAAGAGCAAAAUCGGCAAUAGCACUCCGUUAAUCGCCCUGAUCUUCAACUUUCCGCCACCGAUAGGCGACAAACCUUCCCUGCUCUCCUUCAGGGACGUGCAGGUUCUCUUUCAAAAGUUUGGACACGCUUUGCAACAUUUGCUAACUACGGUCGAGUAUUCUGACAUUGCCGGAUUGUCGUUUGUGGAAUGGGACGCGGUAUUCAUUUGCGAUUUCUUCAUGGAGAACUGGUUGUACGAAACAUUCAUGUUGCAAAAAAUUUCCGAACAUUACGAAACAAAGCAGCCAUUACCUGCGGAAGCUAUCGAGAGCAUUAAAAGAAUGAGGUCGCACUUGGCCGGUUAUAAACUUUGCAAAGAACUUUACUUGUCACAUUUAGAUCUGGAGCUGCAUUCCAGUGAAAUGUUUUGGGUGCCUAUGAUGAAACGCUUGUGGCCAAAAUAUUUCGUAUUGCCUCUCGAAAAAAGGGACGUUCAUGUUUGCAACUUUGAAGCUAUAUGGAGCGGUAAUUGGGCGGCCGCGUAUUUCAGCAAAGUUUGGUCCGAGAUGAUUGCUGCCGACUUAUACACAGCUUUCCAAGAGGUCAAGUCCGACGAGUUGCAGCAGAAGGAGUUGGGUGCGAGAUUCCGUAACACAUUUUUGUCCUUGGGCGGCAGUUAUCCUGCCGCUGAAGUAUUUAGGAAAUUCAGGGGAAGGGAUCCGAGCCCGCAGGCGUUACUGGACAAUCUCGGGUUAACGCGAGCGACGAAGGAAAUCAAGUGAUGCGAUUACAUGAUUAGAUAGAAUACUACUCUUCAAGAGUGCGCAAAAAUAACGAUGAAUCCUGUAUAGUAAUAGAUAAUUGUUACCUGGAUCUAUACAUAACAUAGAUCCAGGAAUUAAUUGAAUUGUGAAGUGGUCAAAUUAAGCAAUAAAUUAUUACUUGUGUAAAAUA